Messenger RNA from Talaromyces atroroseus, 768 nucleotides. RefSeq lists its product as hypothetical. The record is from RefSeq and is a predicted model, not a curated record. Gene Ontology annotation, molecular function: U1 snRNA binding. Gene Ontology annotation, cellular component: U1 snRNP. Gene Ontology annotation, biological process: mRNA splicing, via spliceosome. The transcript is spliced from 4 exons. NCBI's taxonomy places the organism in Eukaryota, Fungi, Ascomycota, Eurotiomycetes, Eurotiales, Trichocomaceae. The coding region runs from base 1 to 768 and encodes 255 amino acids.
AUGGCAGCACUAGCUGCAUCAAGCUCCGGGAUUUCCCCAAACUCUACGGUUUAUGUACGAAACUUGGAGGAGCGCGUCAAAAUAGAUGAUUUAAAAGAAGCGCUUUCAGAAAUCUUCUCCGAAUAUGGUACUAUUAUAGAGAUCGUCGCAAAGAAGAAUCUGAAAGCAAAGGGACAGGCCUUCAUAGUCUUCGACAAUAUUGAGUCCGCUCAACGAGCAAUAGAGGAAGUCAAUGGAUUCGACCUUCUCGGAAAGCCUAUGUCUCUUGACUUUGCUAAGACCAAAAGUGAUGCGACAGUGUUGAGGGAAGGUGGCUCGGAUGAGUUAGAAGUUCAUAAGCGACGAAGGUUGGCCGAAAAGGAACGAAAGCAAGCCCAAGAAGCUCUCGAAGCGCAGAAGAAGUUGAAGCGACCCGGUGCAGUGGUGCCUAUAUCGGCCGAGGCUGGGAGACCUGCGAAGGCAGCUCGCGGCACUGGUCUGAAGCCUUCCAAUGUUGCCACCGCUACAGUAGUCCCAGACGAAUACCUACCUCCGAACAAAAUUCUCUUCUUACGGGAAUUGCCAGAAGAUGCCAAUUCCGAUACGCUUAGUGAAAUAUUCGGCCGUUUUGAAGGUUUUCGCGAAGUACGUCUGGUGCCAGGCCGCAAGGGUAUUGCCUUUGUUGAAUAUGAAAAUGAAACGGGAGCCAUUAGCGCAAAAGAAGCGACAUCUGGCAUGCCUAUGGGACCCAAUGGCAAGCCUAUUCGCGUGACGUAUCAGCGUCAAUGA